Messenger RNA from Arvicanthis niloticus (Nile rat), 2097 nucleotides. It is a transcript of the gene Dnajc1, whose product is annotated as DnaJ heat shock protein family (Hsp40) member C1. The record is from RefSeq and is a predicted model, not a curated record. Gene Ontology annotation, cellular component: endomembrane system. NCBI's taxonomy places the organism in Eukaryota, Metazoa, Chordata, Mammalia, Rodentia, Muridae.
AGGCUGAGGCCUGGGGAAGCCUCUCCCACACGGCAGCCUGGGUGCCGGCGCUGGCUCUCCAGCUGUUCCUAGGCCGUGGCGAGGGUCGGGAAAGGGAGAGCCGGUUGCCACUGGUCUCUGCUCCCCCGCCGCCUUCUCUGCGUCUAUUGGUGCUUCCGUCGAGCGGCAGCCUGACUGGCCGCUUCCGGCGGCUGCUCGCGCUCCUGACUGACAGGCGCCGUCCGCACUGCCCGCGCCACCCGCCACGUCCCAGCUCUCGGCCGGCGCAUGGCGUGGCUGCCGACCGACCUCUCGGAGCCCAGAGCGAUGUGGGUUCCUGGCUUCGGACCCGCGCGACUUCUACAGCGCUGGCGCCCCGGGCUGGUGUCGUCCUCGGUGCGGCCGCUGUGGCCGCUGCUGCUGUUUCUGCUGGCGGCCGUGCGGCCGGUGCGCGCCUGGGAGAGCGGAGACCUGGAGUUGUUCGACUUGGUGGAGGAGGUGCAGUUGAACUUCUACGAGUUCCUUGGGGUGCAGCAGGAUGCUUCAUCUGCAGACAUCAGAAAAGCAUAUCGUAAGCUUUCACUAACCUUACAUCCAGACAAGAAUAAAGAUGAAAAUGCAGAAACUCAAUUUAGACAAUUGGUGGCCAUUUAUGAAGUUUUAAAGGAUGAUGAAAGAAGGCAGAGGUAUGAUGAUAUUCUGAUCAAUGGCCUUCCAGAUUGGCGCCAGCCUGUAUUCUACUACAGGCGAGUGAGAAAAAUGAGCAAUGCUGAGCUGGCGUUGCUCUUGUUCAUUAUUCUCACAGUGGGUCACUACGCCGUGGUUUGGUCCAUCUACCUGGAAAAGCAGCUGGAUGAACUGCUUGGUAGAAAAAAGAGAGAAAAGAAGAAGAAGACAGGAAGCAAGAGUGUGGACGCAGCAAAACUUGGUGCUUCUGAGAAGAACGAAAGAUUGCUUAUAAAACCACAGUGGCAUGAUUUGCUUCCAUGCAAACUGGGAAUUUGGUUUUGCCUUACACUAAAAGCAUUGCCUCAUCUCAUCCAGGAUGCUGGGCAGUUUUAUGCAAAAUACAAGGAGACAAAAUUGAAGGAAAAAGAAGAUGCACUGGCAAGAGUUGAAAUUGAAACACUUCAAAAACAGAAGAAAGUUAAAGUUAAAAAACCAAAACCAGAAUUUCCUGUAUAUAUGCCUUUAGAAAAUACAUAUAUUCAGUCUUAUGAUCAUGGAACUUCUAUUGAAGAAAUUGAGGAACAAAUGGAUGACUGGCUGGAAGACAGGAACAGAACACAGAAAAAGCAGGCACCUGAAUGGACAGAAGAGGACCUCAGUCAACUGACAAGAAGUAUGGUUAAGUUCCCAGGAGGGACCCCAGGUCGAUGGGAAAAGAUUGCCCAUGAAUUGGGUCGAUCUGUGACAGAUGUGACAACCAAAGCCAAGGAACUGAAGGACUCAGUCACCAGCUCCCCCGGAAUGAUCAGGCUCUCUGAACUUAAGUCAACCGUUCAGAAUUCUAGGCCAAUUAAGAUAGCCACAGCCUUGGCAGAUGACAUCAUCACCCAGCGGGAGGACUCAGCAGGGGCCAUGGAGGAUGAGGAGCAAGAGACAGCUGAGGGGGAGCAGGAGCCAGUGACCACAGAAGGCCGGCCUCGGAGGCGGAAGUCAGCCAGGGUGGCUGAGGCUGUGACCAGAGUGGAGCCAGAGGAGAAGCUGAGAGGAAAGAGGCAAAAAGACUUUGAUAUAUCUGAACAAAAUGAUUCCAGUGACGAGGAGAAACAGAGAAAAGAAAGAACUCGUGCUGCAGAGGAGGCGUGGACUCAGAGUCAGCAGAAACUUCUGGAAUUGGCAUUACAACAAUACCCAAAAGGAGCCUCUGACCGCUGGGACAAAAUAGCCAAAUGUGUCCCGUCUAAGAGUAAGGAAGACUGUAUUGCUAGAUACAAGCUGCUGGUUGAACUGGUCCAAAAGAAAAAACAAGCUAAAAGCUGAAUCUUCUGGAAGGUGACGACCAUCAUUUUCAAAAUGAGUAUUCUAGAAAUCUCGUGCAGAAACUUGCAUUUUGUACCUCAGUAUUUCUAAAUGUCAUGUGCCUUAGUAAAAAAAAAAAAAAAAAAAAAAAAA